Triticum aestivum (bread wheat) is the source of this 1113-nucleotide messenger RNA. RefSeq lists its product as uncharacterized. Lineage: Eukaryota; Viridiplantae; Streptophyta; Magnoliopsida; Poales; Poaceae. The transcript has 4 exons. The record is from RefSeq and is a predicted model, not a curated record. The coding region runs from base 306 to 830 and encodes 174 amino acids.
GGGAUUAAAUUCCUUGCAAGUCAAAAUCCUUGUCAAACCUCUCCAAUCCCUGUGGCGAGGGGAUUAAACGAACAGGGCCUAAAGAGUUCCAUGAUGAGCUACUAAGUAGGACCUCCAUAUUCGAUAAGCUCGACAGACUGAAUCUGCUAGUGCCAGCAGAUCUUUGAGGAAGAUCUUCUCUGUUUCUCUCUCUACUACACUAGUAUACUUGUCACUGGCCAAGCCAGACAUGUCUUUCGUCUGGAGCCUACCAGCCAAAGCCAAUCACUCGACGUUGAGCUUCCGGGAACAGCAGCGCCGGGUCCAUGGGCAACUCUACUGACAAGCUAGACAAGGCUACAGCUCGUGAGAAACAUUGUGCAAGCAAGAUGGUCAAGCAAAAGAUUGUUCUCAAGUUGCCGUUGGAUGGCGAGAGGAACAAGAGGAAGGCCUUCAAGGCCGCUGUUGGCAUGGCAGGUGUGACAUCCGCGACGUUGGAGGGGGACAAGAUCAUCAUCCUCGGCGACGGCGUCGACCCGAUCGCGCUGACGACGAUGCUCCGGCGCAACCUAGGAAAAGCCGAGCUCGUCAGCGUGUCGUCCGGCGAUGACAAGAAGAAAGAUGGCGGCUACGGCUACGGCGGAGAAAAGAAAAAGGACGGCUACGGCUACGGCAGCGCCGACGGUGGCGGCCGCAAGGACACCAAGGGUAACGGCGGUUACCAUCAGAAUGAGGUGGCGCCGAUCCCGUACCCCGCGUACCACCAGUACAACGCCAUGCCGUCCUACCCUGCUUACGCAUACGCUCCGUAUCAGCAACAGCAACAGGAUCCCGGUUGCAGCAUAAUGUAAGCUAAGGUGCCGACGAGAAAAGCUCGGGGAGACUCAAAGACUUAGUCCAGGACAAGACAAGCUUUCAUUUCAAAAUAAGUUCAGGAUAGGCUUAGAAAUCCUGAACUGAUCAAGCGAAGUACGAUGAAGCAAGAGAUUAGCUGGCUGCUUGAGCUGCACGUACAUGUACAUAGCUUGUGGAAGCAUCUGCAGUGGUUGUCUGUAAAUUCAGGGCUUCAGUUCAGAGUGUCCUAGUGUUGUGGUCUGUGCAAGAUUGAAAAGGGUGGACGGAAUUAAUGGAACA